UCUUUUAUGUUUCUGCAACUAUCAGUUUCACGGUGUUUACAUUAUAUUUAGCUAGUGUUCAAUAUGCAAGCAAAGGUAGGCAGAGUCAUGAAAAAGGCCCUGAGGUUGUUGUUGGUAAUGGGGUUUACUGUACGGCAUGGAGUGUUCUGCUGAUCAUCCUUGGAGUUCAGAAUUGAUAUGUAGCACUUAGUUUCCAUUUCAUGAGGUUUUGUUUGGAAAGUGAUCAUUUCCUGGGAAGGUAGAGCUUAUUUGAGUAUGCACUUGAAACAUUAAAGGAGUAAAUAUUUCCAUAUAAUAAUUUUAUUUAGAUAUGCAGGACAGGUGGGCUAUCUGAUUGCUGGGAUGAAAGAUGUCACUGAAGCACAAAUAGGAGAUACAUUAUAUUUACAUAAGCAACCAGUGGAGCCCUUGCCUGGGUUUAAAUCAGCGAAACCAAUGGUAUUUGCAGGAAUGUACCCUGUGGAUCAGUCUGAAUAUAAUAACCUGAAGAGCGCUAUAGAAAAAUUGACCUUAAAUGAUUCCAGUGUGACAGUUCAUCGGGAUAGUAGCCUUGCCCUAGGUGCUGGCUGGAGAUUGGGGUUUCUUGGACUUUUGCACAUGGAAGUUUUCAACCAGCGACUAGAGCAAGAAUAUAAUGCCUCUGUUAUUUUGACAACUCCUACUGUUCCAUAUAAAGCUGUUCUUUCAUCAGCAAAAUUGAUAAAGGAAUACAGAGAAAAAGAAAUUACAAUAAUCAAUCCUGCACAGUUCCCUGAUAAAUCAAAAGUAACAGAAUAUUUGGAGCCAGUUGUUUUGGGCACCAUUAUAACACCAGAUGAAUUUACUGGAAAAAUAAUGAUGCUUUGCCAGGCUCGAAGAGCAGUUCAGAAGAAUAUGGUGUUUAUUGAUCAAAACAGAGUUAUGCUUAAAUAUCUCCUACCUUUGAAUGAAAUUGUGGUGGAUUUUUAUGAUUCUUUGAAAUCCUUGUCUUCUGGAUAUGCUAGUUUUGAUUACGAAGAUGCAGGCUACCAGACUGCAGAACUUGUAAAAAUGGAUAUUCUUCUGAAUGGAAAUAUUGUAGAGGAGCUGGUAACUAUUGUACACAAAAAUGUUUCCAUUACCAUGUAAGUUGAAGUAAAAUAAAUUUUUUUUGAAUUUUAUGAUAGGUGUAAAAUUGAGAAUAAAAAGUUUUUCUCUUUCUAAGAAAUUUAUAACAAUGAAAAAUGAAAUACCCUAGAUGUUCAAGAAGUAGCGGAUUGAUUAAAAUAAAUUAUGGAGCACUCAUAUAAUCUGUUUUAAGUCAUUAAGACUAAACUGUAAAUUACUACUUAGUAACAUGGAAAUGCCUAUUAAGUAAAAUGGUAGAACAAACUGUAAUCUGAACUGUAAAAAUCAAAUCUGU
Myotis davidii is the source of this 1381-nucleotide messenger RNA. RefSeq names its product translation factor GUF1, mitochondrial. Gene Ontology annotation, molecular function: mitochondrial ribosome binding; GTP binding. Gene Ontology annotation, biological process: positive regulation of translation. NCBI's taxonomy places the organism in Eukaryota, Metazoa, Chordata, Mammalia, Chiroptera, Vespertilionidae. The transcript is spliced from 7 exons. The coding region runs from base 343 to 1107 and encodes 254 amino acids. The record is from RefSeq and is a predicted model, not a curated record. Gene Ontology annotation, cellular component: mitochondrion.